Molecule: messenger RNA, 1122 nt
Organism: Plodia interpunctella (Indianmeal moth)
Lineage: Eukaryota; Metazoa; Arthropoda; Insecta; Lepidoptera; Pyralidae
Gene: Naxe
Product: NAD(P)HX epimerase
Exons: 4
Coding region: 156-956 (266 amino acids)
Cellular component (GO): mitochondrion
Molecular function (GO): NAD(P)HX epimerase activity
Source: RefSeq, a predicted model, not a curated record
UCAUGUCAUUCCAAAAAAAGAAUCCAAAAAAUAAAUAAUCCAUCCUUCCUUCCUUUCAGGCAGACAGACACAAAUGGAAAUACCUAUAAUAAUACUACCUGUAAUAAUAAUUAGUCAGUAAAUAAUUUAGUUUGAUCUUGAUCAAAAAUUCAUAAAUGCUCAUGUUUCAAAUACUCACCAGUGCUUUAUUGUUGCGGGUAUCUAACGUGUGGGGAACCGGCGUUAUGUUUAGUGGAAAGAAAUGUAGCAGUGGUCGUAUUCGGUACCUUAACCAGACCGAAGCCGCUGCAUUGGAUGAAGAACUAUUCAAUGAAUAUAAAUUCAGUGUGGAUCAGCUGAUGGAACUAGCUGGUCUUAGUGUUGCCGCUGCAGUUGCGCAGUGUUUUCCUCCCUAUACCCACCAAAAAGCAUUGAUUGUAUGUGGCCCAGGCAAUAAUGGUGGAGAUGGACUUGUCGCAGCUCGUCAUAUGACCUUAUUUGGAUACAAUGUUGCUAUCUAUUAUCCCAAACGUACCCCAAAGCCUUUAUAUGAGAACUUGCUAGAACAGUGUGUUAAAUUUGGAGUAGAAGUUGUCACAAAACUCCCUCCACCGAGAGAUUUGAAGAAUAAAUAUAAUGUUAUGGUGGAUGCACUGUUUGGUUUUAGUUUUAAGCCACCAGUGAGGGAUGAACUAAAAUCAGCAAUGGAUGCUCUGAUUGAUUGUGGACUGCCAGUUUGCAGUGUGGAUAUCCCUAGUGGUUGGCAUGUGGAGAGUGGACCUGUGAAUGAGCGCUCUCUCAAGCCAUCUCUGCUCAUAUCACUAUCAGCUCCAAAACUGUGUGCCAGGCCAAACAUUUUGAAUGAUACUAAGCAUUUCCUUGGUGGAAGGUUUCUACCUCCUGAAAUAGUCAAGAAAUACGGCCUGACACUACCUGAUUAUCCUAAUCAAGAGCAAAUAGUUCAGUUGUCUUGUUAAAUUUUCACAUUUAAUGGAAUUUACAAAUUGCUUAAUUAGUUGUAUGUAAUUUAAUAUACUUCAAGGGCUUUUCAUUUAAAACUUUUUGAGUUGAGUCAUAACAUUAGAAUUUAAGAGAAUGUUGAUAUCUGGGAUAAUUAUAUUGUUUUAUGGUUAUUAACAAUAA